This is a messenger RNA of Vigna angularis (adzuki bean), 984 nucleotides long. Its product is annotated as two-component response regulator ARR14-like. The record is from RefSeq and is a predicted model, not a curated record. Gene Ontology annotation, molecular function: DNA binding. The transcript has 6 exons. NCBI's taxonomy places the organism in Eukaryota, Viridiplantae, Streptophyta, Magnoliopsida, Fabales, Fabaceae. The coding region runs from base 1 to 984 and encodes 327 amino acids. Gene Ontology annotation, biological process: cytokinin-activated signaling pathway; phosphorelay signal transduction system.
AUGGCGAAAUUUGGUUCUCCUACAACUCACAUUGAGGACACAGUUCCUCAAGUCCCAUCAGCUCUUACUAUCGUUGCCAUCGACACUAACUUAACCGUUCUUGAAUUCAUCAAGAACACAUGCAACCAGGAUGGUAUUCGAGUUCUGGCGUGCUCUGAAUAUCAAAGUGCUGUGAUUGCAUUACGAGAAAGGAAACAACAUAUUGAUUUGAUACUCACAGAGGUUGAUAUGCCAAUCAUGAACGGCUAUGAAUUUCUAGAAUUUAUCAAGAAAGAACAAGUUAAUGUUCCUCUCAUAAUGAUGUCUUCGGAUGAUAGUAUGUCUUCCAGAGUGAGGGCGAUCAAACAUGGAGCUUGUGAUUAUUGGAUUAAACCUUUGCAUGAGUUUCAUUUGAAGAAUAAGUUGACACGUGUAUUUCAGAAGAAGUGCAUGAUUGCUGAUAAGCUGCAAAAGGAUAGUGGUUGCUUAAAAGAUGAUGAUAAAAGAAGAGGAAGAAGUGAUAAUUCUGAACUGGCUUCAUGUAUGGUUCAUUGGAGCAAUAGCAACUUUGAAGAAGCCGAUGUUGUUGAUGAAUCAUGUAAUCCACCUCCCACAAAGAAGCCUCGUGUUGUAUGGGAUGAAAAACUGAAUGCUUCAUUUAUAAACGCCGUCAACAUACUUGGAAUUGAAAAUGCUACGCCAAAGAAAAUUCUUGAAAUCAUGAAGGAGCCUGGUUUAGAAAGAUCACAUGUUGCUAGUCAUUUGCAGAAAUACAGAAACUCUUUAAGAAAGGAGCAAAAGAAGAACAUGUCAUGCGAUCCAGAGACACAGAUACAGCAGCAACAACCGCAACAGAAUGACAUGUUUUUCAUUUCAGGGAGACAGAUAGAACAACAGCAUUCACAACAAAAACAGAAUGACAUGCCAUUGGUUUCAGGGAGACAGAUAGAGCAACCACAAUCAGAACAGAAUGACAUGUCAUGGAACACGGAACCAAGGAUGUAA